Acanthochromis polyacanthus (spiny chromis) is the source of this 571-nucleotide messenger RNA. RefSeq names its product lipopolysaccharide-induced tumor necrosis factor-alpha factor homolog. Bases 23 to 571 code for a protein of 182 amino acids. Lineage: Eukaryota; Metazoa; Chordata; Actinopteri; Pomacentridae. The record is from RefSeq and is a predicted model, not a curated record. The transcript is spliced from 4 exons. Gene Ontology annotation, molecular function: zinc ion binding.
CGUCUGACUGGAUGAUCUCCUGAUGGAACCUCCUUCGUAUGAGGAGGCCAGUCGCCAGCCUCCUGCUGGGGUGACAGAAACUUUCACCUUCUCCCCUCCCCCAGCGUACGACGCCUCCCUACCGUCCCCCUCAACACCUCCACCCACCUACGGAGAAGCAGUUCAGCCAAAUCCAUUUCCUGUCCUGGCUCCUCCCUCAGUGCCAACUGCAGUGACCUCAAACCACCAAAACAUCGGAGUCACGGUCCAUCCAGUCACACAAAUCGGUGUAACGGCGCCUCGCAGGGGCAUGCGGACUCAGACGGUUGUGACUCAGCCUCAGCCGGUUCCUGUCUUGGUGCCGUCCCUGAGAGACUCCCCUGCUUUGGUUCGAUGCCCACACUGCCACCACCUGGUCACCACUAAAGUCCAGUAUGCUCCUGGAAAAGCUGCUUGGUGCCUGUGCAUCCUCCUCACACUGAUGGGGCUGGUCUGUGGUUUCUGUCUCAUUCCACUGAUGGUUCGUGGAUUACAGGAUGCUCAUCACUCCUGUCCGCGGUGUGAAACUCCGCUGCAUAUUUACAUGAGAUGA